CUUUUGUGUUUUAAAGUGACCUUGUUGCUAUAUGAAUUUUAGGUCUGGUGUUUUGGAUAUGCAUAAUUACCGAGUGUCACAUAUCCAUUGCCCUCCCCUUCCUCCUUGGAUGAAAUCAUGUAUGUUGUAUGGUGCCGGAUUCCCUCUAUCCCCCCCAAGGAAACCCGCAUGGCUUCCUGAACAUUCAAUCUAUGCAGUUGCGUCAACUUCUAGCAAUGGACUCCACCUUUUAGAUUUUUAUCCACACAGCAGCUCCCCAUGCCAUGUAGAUUAUGAUGAUUCAAAGAGUCAUCGGGAGACUGUCAAGCAUAAGCAAAGCGUUUUUGUGCCGCUAUCUAAACGUGUUACGUCUUGUGCCAUUCAUCCGCUUAAUGGCACCAUUGUUGCUGGAACCAUGAAUGCAUCUUUAUUAACGAUUUCCCAAAAGCACCUUUGCAAGAAAGGAGAUGGUGAAGAUGAGCAAUCAUGAAAGAGGAUAGACCCUGGAACUACAAAUCAUAAUACAGAGGCCAAUGAGAUACUUGUAAUACAAGCAUACAGCUAUAUCCAUAUAAAAUACAUGAUAUGAUGUUUGUAAUACAAGCAAGCCACUACAUCCAUAUACAAUACAUGAUAUGAUGUGCAGGGAGUAGAGGUGUUGUUGAGGG
This is a messenger RNA of Helianthus annuus (common sunflower), 647 nucleotides long. RefSeq lists its product as uncharacterized. The transcript is spliced from 5 exons. Lineage: Eukaryota; Viridiplantae; Streptophyta; Magnoliopsida; Asterales; Asteraceae. The record is from RefSeq and is a predicted model, not a curated record. Bases 32 to 469 code for a protein of 145 amino acids.